AUGCCCGCCCACUCCGGCCGCUCGUCGCACUCGCUCCCCCGCCACGGCCCCUGCUCGCCGCUUCACCGCGGGCAGCGCACCGCCCCGGCCACGGCCUCGCCCCGGGCACCGCUCGCGCCGACGGCGCCCCUCACCUGCGCCUCGCCGUUCCUCACCGUGGUCUGCGCCCUUCCGCGUGCACCGGCCCGUGCCGCCACCGCAGCCACUGCUCGCCGCCUGGCGCCCGCGCAGCUCCGGCCCUUUCCGUCUCUGGCCGCAACCACCUCCACCGCCCUCUCGCGCGACCCCCGCCGACCUCUGCGGCAGUUCGCCACUCGGCCGAGCUCGCCGGUGCCGUUCCUGGCCGGCCUCUCUGCGGCCCUGGUGGUCGCCCGACGCCGGCGCCCAUCAGUGCCCGCUCGACCCUCAUACGGGUCGGGCGUCGGCAACGCUCCAGCACCCGAUUGGCCGGUGCUGCCAGCUGGCGUCAAGUUCGAUCCCACGGAUCAGGAGCUGAUCGAGCACCUUGAGGCCAAAGUGAGUGCUGACAGCGCGAGAUCUCACCCUCUCAUCGAUUUGUUCAUACCAACCAUCGACAGCGAGCACGGCAUAUGCUACACCCAUCCUGAGAAACCCCUAGGUAUCACACUGAGUGGUCUAAGCAAGCAUUUCUUCCAGCGCAAUUCUAGGGCGUUCAAAAGGGGCACGUGGAUGUGUUACAAGAUACAGUCGGAGUGCGGCAUGCACGCGAUGUGGCACAAGACCGGAAAUACCUUGCUGCUGAUGGUCAAUGGUCGGCAGACGGGUAGCAAAAAACUUCUGGUGCUGCACACCACCAAGAACUUCGACCAUUCCCACAAAAAAAGGAACUUUGAACAGCAGAGGACCAAUUGGGUGAUGCACCAAUACCACCUCGUGGACCUGGAGCAAGAGAAGGAGCGGGAGCUGGUCCUUUGCAAGAUUUUC
Molecule: messenger RNA, 945 nt
Organism: Triticum urartu
Lineage: Eukaryota; Viridiplantae; Streptophyta; Magnoliopsida; Poales; Poaceae
Source: RefSeq, a predicted model, not a curated record